Molecule: messenger RNA, 4233 nt
Organism: Tachysurus fulvidraco (yellow catfish)
Lineage: Eukaryota; Metazoa; Chordata; Actinopteri; Siluriformes; Bagridae
Product: armadillo like helical domain containing 4
Exons: 8
Coding region: 578-2473 (631 amino acids)
Source: RefSeq, a predicted model, not a curated record
GCUGCUUGGUGCUGAUGUAGACCAGCGAUAUCUGAUGCCACAAUGAUGGUUUAUAUAAAAUUGUUUCAACGUGUCAACAUAGAAUUGUUCAGAAAGCUGCAUGAAAAAAUAAACAUAUUGUACAUUGUACUAUCUAUGGGAUGUAUGUCUAUGAACUGAUUAAUAGAAAUACAUCCCAAAAAUCAGUGGAAUAAUUAGAUUGAAUUAAAAAAACAAAAAACACACACACAGUUGUAGAUGGAGAAGAUGAUCCUGGAUACAAACAACUGGGUGUUGUCUUAGUAAAAAAGAAAGAUUUUGGGAACCUUUUUGUUAAGGAAAGAUUUAAACAGGAUUCAAACAUGCUUUUGGGGGAUUUUCCUCGUUAUGGCAUCCGGAGCUUAUAAACCAUAACAACAUCCACAAUCUGGAUCCAGGGUGUUUCUAUACCUCUACAGAAUGAGGUCCACAGGCUGACUUUAACACACCAGGUGAGUUCUGGAUGUGUCCAAAUAUCAAUCCUUAGGAACCCCUUAGGAUUCCCUUAAUCUUCGUCUUCUCAAGCCACAAAAUUUACAUACUCGACAGUCAGUUAAGAAUGUCGCACUGUGUACUACUUCAAAUUCUCUUGUUGGUUGUGGCAUGUUUCUCCACUUGGGCUGCCCCAUUAAGGACCACCUCCUUGCUACAGGAAAGACGUUGUGAAAGAAGAGAGCAACAAUCAAGAGAUACCAGUGAACAUCCAGUGAGCCAUCAUGAUGACAAAAUGUGCUUAGUUUCUUCUAUACCCCUGGGAUCAUCCCCUUUUGUACAAGAACCUAAAGGAACAGCAGAUGUCUUUUCUAGUGCAAAGCAUGAAGAGAUGAAUAUUGCAGUUACAGAUGCCAUCCUGGGACACAAGAUAGAGAUGUUUCAGAAAAGCACUAAAUCUUACACACAGUACCAUGAAGAAAGCACUGAGCCUACUUACGAGAGUUCAGCAGAGGAAAAGAAUCUGAAGAUUUUACCUACAACUCCACAUGAAUCCCUUUCUCUCAUGGACUCUACAGUGGGACCUGAAAAUGAAAAUACAGAGAAGGAGCCGCCAGCAUCUCCAGAGAAUUAUUCUGAGCGGAAAGUAGGGCCAUUUAUAUUGCCAAUACAGCUGAGGACAGACAGACCUGCACCGACACGAGGUGACUACAUCAGCUUACCUUACAGUGAUAUAGGAGAAGAUAAGGGGACUGAACAGCCUCUUACAAAACAUGAGGGGAGAUGGGAUAUAAAGACAAACAAAAAAAAAUUUGAUGAACUAAAAAGUUCGAGAGGAAUUUCAACUGAACCCCCAUUCUUUGCCCAUGCCUCUGUAAGCCAGUCUCCCAGGAACAUCAACCCAGCUGUUACAACUCCAACCACUUCACACAGUUAUGAUGGACAGACUGGAGGAUCUACACAGGACAAAAAGAGUGUAGCAGAGGUAAACUUCUUUACAGCUACGAAGCAAGAUAAAGUAUUGGUACCUGGAUUACUGACCCUCAGUUCCAGACUGGCUGAGCUUGGAGACACCUGGACAGAACCAGUUCAGUUACAAGGAGUCGAAGAAGCGAGCGUCUUGCCCUUGUUACAGGAAGUGGGCACAGAGGCGACCAUGUCUUCUGAAGACCUCCCUUUGAUCUUUGAGCCACUUGAUGAUGUCACACCAUCCAGUAGUUCAGCAUUGGCAUCUGAGCUGUCUGUCGCCAUGGUGCCCGCAACAGGGAUGGUCAGGGAGUCAGAGCAAGAGCAAACACUCUCCAUGGAUACAGACCACAGUCCUCGUCAGUCUUUUCCAGGGCCUUCGGAUUGGCCUUCACCAUGGCAGAUGUCAGGUGCCGAGAACUCGGAUACUGUGUCGUCAUCUCACAUGCCAAUCAGCGGGCCUUUCUCUGAAGCAGACGUGGAUCGUAGUGAAAGGACAGAGAGGCUACAGAAUCCAGAUGUCCUCCUAACGUCUGUGGAUGUACUUCGUUUGUUACCUUCUCCUGUGUCAGCCACCACACAGCAGGUUGCAGGCAUGAAGUUGACUCAUUCUGCAUUGCUGAAGCCAGUGUCCGGGCUGGAGGAACUGGAAUCUCAAGAGAAUGAGGAUGAAGAGGAUGAAUAUGCAGAUGAAUCUGAGGAAGAUGAAGAGGAGAGUGAAGAAGAGCUGACUGAGGUUCCUGCGCAUUCUCCUACACGUCCUCCUUACAACCUCAUCCCUCCUCCUCCAGUCUGGGGUCAGAGGAACCAAGGCCUCAUACGCAGCUGGGUUAAGCUGAUACGAGAAAAGGCUGGCUAUGUUUCCGGGAUGUUGGCACCUGUGGGGAUCGGUAUAGCUGGGGCACUACUUAUUGUUGGAGCUCUUUAUGGCAUCCGGAUGAUCCAUCGUAAGAGGAAGAACAGCCUGAAGCAACAGAGGAGAAAGCAACCUACAGAAAUCAGAAGUGGGCCAGACCAAGCAAUGCUACUAGCUGAUAGCUCUGAAGAUGAAUUUUAAAACACUCGAUACAAAAUGUCCGUCCUCAUGAUCAUUUAAUGCUUUAGCCAUCUCACAGUAUUACAUGUCCUAACAACAGAUAUUUGGAAAAAACUUCAUUUUGUGAAGUUGGUCUCAUACUAAUUAUUUAAAUGUACAUUAAGGUGCAUUUUACUGUGCUUAAUGGCACUCAAACAUCAGCAAAUUUCUAUGGUUUAAUAUCGGUGCAAAUAAAUAAAAUGUUAGUUUGGACAGAAGAUUUAAUCAGAAAAGCUAAGACAUUCUUGGAGAGCUCCCAAGUGGUGUAACAGAAAAGCUUUGGUCAUACCAUGAGGAGAUUAAAAAAAACAAAAACAGAAUUGGUCAUGGGAAAGGAGGGAUGGCGUACUCUCUUUCCUCUUUCAGUCACCAGCCAAUCAUGGGCAUCUGUCCUCAAGUAUCGUUUUUACAUGCAUCCAGCUUUGGUGAACAAUAUGACCCAAACGUGAUAUAAUAUGUAUCUUCUGUUUAUACUGAAACUGUUUAUACAGUAUUUGGAUGGUUCUACAUAGCCAGCUAUGUCUUUUAAAGCAAGUACUUGAUGUAGACAUCCAUGCUCACUGCUAAACAGAAAGCAGUAAAUCUAAUCUUUAACUAAUCUUUAGCUACAUUUGCCUUGUAGAUUCAGUCAAGGUUAAAGUCUUUAAAAUUUUUGAGGUUUGAAACUUGCUUUAUUUUUUAAUAAUCUGUAAUCGUGCUUGUUUUUUUCCAUUAAUGGAUUAAUGCUCGGUAUUCUGACUAUUCAGUACAUUCCAAAAAAAUGAAACCAUUUUGACAUUGUGUUAUUUUGCACCUGGCUAAGUCCAUAUUGUCUGUCUACUCUCCAAGAACUUCACUGUAUUAUUAGGAAUUAUGCUCCUUAAUCUGUUGCUAUAAGCGAAUGCAUUAAACCACACAUAUUAAUCAGUACUGCAGUUUCUUUAAGAAAAGAAAUGUUAAUAUCAAAUUAGCUAGUUAAAUUAGCAAAGCUACUUAACGAAAGGUAAUUACUGUAGCUUGCAGCAUUUUGCCAAAGGUGUGUGACAUGUGAUGAUCUUAAAUUUUAAUCUCCGUUACAGGAAAAAUAGGAAUAAAUCUAUAUUGGCAAAUCUUUACUGUCAACUUUUGAAAGUACAGAAAAAAGGACAUUUGACUUUUGUAAAGCUGCGCAACAAGCCUGUUCUGGAUGAUUGACUUUUUUUUUUGAGGUAAUGAGAAAAUUGUGUAAAUGAUUUUUUCCUAUUUAUAAAUUCUGACUACAAGCCUACUGUAUUUAGAAUAGAUCAAAUCAUUUUGAUGUGCAAAGCUCUUUAAAAGAAAACUAUCAUUUACAAAUUGAAAAUUAUUCUUUUUAUUUGAUGCAGCUGCUUAUGCAAUGGGAAUAGUUUUCUAAGUUUUUGCUAACACAAGCAUCAGAUCCUCAUAAAAAAAAACAGACAGAAAUCUAAAGGUAUUAUUGUUCACUAAUGGAGUACACUAUGUUUACUGUAGCCCACUUUCUGAAAAUAAACACAAGCUCCAUGAAUGCAUACAACUGUAUAUAUUACAUGGAUCAUGUUUGUGCAUAAAGUAUACAUUGUACUGUACAAGGUUUAUUGCUGUAUUACUGCUAAUUAUUGUUAACAGCUCUUAGAUUUAACAUGUUGUUCCAAUGCCUUCGUGACAAUCUAACAAAUUGCACUUUGUUAUAAACAUGUGUUUAUGUGUUAUUUCUGUUGUCAUAAUGACAAUUAAAAGGACCUAAGAGUAAAUAACUGAUUUCC